UAUUCUAUUCUAUUCUGCCCUCCCUUCCAUCUCUUCUUAAUUCCGCUUCCUAGUUGCUUCUCCAAAUUCCUCCUCCGAUUCCUCAUUUUGUGUCAGCACUUCAUUUACGAAUCUGCUGCGAAAUUGCAGUUCAUCCCGGUGCGGUAUCACUGGAAUGUUGGUGGCGAUGACCUUUUUGGUCUGCUGAGGUUGGAAUUCGGGGUAACGGAGUGUGAGCUGGAGGAGAUCAUGUCUCGGCGGUUGGUAGUAGACGGUGGUGGUGUUGUUGUUGACGUCCGAUGUGAUUAGGUUUUGGUGAUUUUUGAUGGUCUGCGUGGAGUUGGAUGGCAUGGAUGUUGGAGGUUGUGGGAAAGGCCGAGAGUGAUUUCGAGAGAGCCGAUUGGAUGGGACACAGAAGCAGUGCUGGAAUGCGAGGAAGAAUUUACGUGGUGAGCGUUUGGCGGGGCACUUAGGCUCGGGCUGGUAGGGAAGAAGUGAAUAAUUCGACGUUGUAGCGACGUUGGUAAGCAGCAGCAGCAGCAGCAAAGGAGGAGGCGGCCGUAUCUCGAUGAAUAUUAUAUCAGCUACCAAGAAACCUACGAACCAGGAGCAGACAUCGAUCUUUGAUUUUGAGAAAAAUGGGAAGGUAGGCAUGGCUGUGGAGGAUAGCAGUGCUGACAUGAUGUUCAUGGAUGGCGUGGAAGAUCAUCCGUCAACUGGCUCGCGUCCGGUGUCGGGCAUGAGUUUGAGUAGCAGCCCCGGCGUAGGGACCACGGCAAAUUUGUCACGGAAGAAAGCCACUCCACCACAGCCCGCGAAGAAGUUAGUCAUCAAGCCCUUCAAAGAUAAACCAAAGCUGCCAAAAGAUUUUGAAGAGGUGACAUGGGUCAAGAUCAAGGAAGCUGUUACCGCAAUUCACUUAAAGCAACCAGUUAAUUGCAGUUUGGAGGAACUAUAUCGGGCUGUUGAGGAUCUCUGCCUUCACAAGAUGGCAGGAAAUUUGUACAGGAGAUUGCAGCAAGAAUGUGAAAGUCACAUUUCAGUGAAGCUCCGAGAUCUUGUAGGGCGCAGUCCUGACGCUGUAGUCUUCCUGUCUCAUGUUGAAAGUUGCUGGCAAGACCAUUGCAACCAAAUGCUUGUUAUCCGAAGCAUUGCGCUCUAUUUGGAUCGUACAUAUGUUAUCCAGAAUUCUGGUGUUCGUUCCUUAUGGGAUAUGGGUUUGCAACUUUUCCGCCGCCACCUUUCAGCCUGCCCAGAAGUCGAGUCUAAGACUGUCUCUGGUCUUCUCAAGCUUAUCGAGAAGGAGAGGAUGGGAGAGAAUGUGGAUUGGAGUUUACUAAAACACUUGCUGCGCAUGUUCAAUGCUCUUGGUAUAUACUCGGAGACAUUUGAGAGGCCGUUCCUAGAAUGUACUGCUGAUUUUUAUGCAGCGGAGGGGACACGCUUUAUGCAGCAAACAGAUGUCCCCGAUUAUCUUAAACACGUCGAGACUCGAAUUCAUGAGGAGUACGAGCGAUGCUUGCUCUAUCUGGAUGGAAGUACUCGGAAAUCUCUGGUGGCUACUGCCGAGAAACAACUUCUCAGCCGCCAUACGACUGCGAUUCUGGAGAAGGGAUUCAGUAUGCUUAUGGAUGCAAAUCGUGUGGUUGAUCUUCAAAGGAUGUACGUGCUUUUUGCACGAGUAAAUGCUUUAGAGUCCCUCAAGAUGACCUUAAGCACUUACAUCAAAGCAACAGGCAAUAGCACUGUGAUGGAUGAAGAAAAGGAUAAGGACAUGGUGUCUUGGCUUUUAGAUCUUAAGGCCCGACUUGAUGCUAUAUGGGAUGAGAGCUUUUCUAGAAAUGAAACUUUUGCUAAUACCUUGAAGGAUGCAUUCGAGCAUCUGAUCAAUUUGCGUCAGAACCGGCCUGCUGAGCUUAUCGCCAAGUUUAUUGAUGGAAAGCUGCGAGCUGGCAAUAAGGGAAUUUCAGAAGAGGAGUUGGAAGGCAUCCUUGACAAAGUGCUAGUGCUUUUCAGAUUCAUUCAGGGAAAAGAUGUAUUUGAAGCUUUCUACAAGAAGGAUCUAGCCAAGCGCCUGCUUCUAGGAAAGAGCGCCUCCAUUGAUGCAGAGAAGUCCAUGAUAUCAAAGCUCAAGACAGAAUGUGGAAGUCAAUUCACAAAUAAGCUGGAAGGGAUGUUCAAGGAUAUUGAGUUAUCACGAGAAAUCAACGAAUCCUUCAGACAAUCUGCUCAGGCACGGCUGAAGCUUCCAUCAGGAAUUGAGAUGAACGUUCACGUUCUCACUACUGGGUAUUGGCCUACAUAUCCACCUAUGGAAGUUAGGCUUCCGCACGAGCUCAAUGUGUACCAGGAAAUAUUCAAGGAGUUUUACUUGAGUAAGCACAGUGGGCGACGUCUGAUGUGGCAAAACUCCUUGGGUCAUUGUGUGCUGAAGUCUGACUUCCCCAAAGGAAAGAAGGAGCUCUCUGUUUCUCUUUUCCAGACUGUUGUUCUGAUGCUCUUCAACGAUGCCCAGUCUUUAACCUUCCAAGAAAUCAAGGAAACUACUGCUAUUGAGGACAAAGAACUCCGCAGAACUCUGCAGUCAUUGGCCUGUGGUAAAGUUCGUGUUUUGAACAAGAUACCAAAGGGCAGAGAAGUGGAAAAUGAAGACACAUUUGUUUUCAAUGAGGACUUUGUUGCUUCCCUUUUCCGAAUCAAGGUUAAUGCAAUACAAUUGAAGGAAACUGUUGAAGAGAACACCACAACAACAGAGCGAGUCUUUCAGGAUCGCCAAUACCAAAUUGAUGCUGCUAUUGUGCGAAUCAUGAAAACGCGCAAGGUGUUGAGUCAUACAUUGUUAAUAACUGAACUAUUCCAGCAGCUCAAAUUUCCAAUCAAACCAGUUGAUUUGAAGAAGAGAAUCGAGAGUCUGAUUGACCGGGAGUAUCUUGAAAGGGACAAAGCCAAUCCUCAGAUUUACAACUAUCUCGCUUAGAUAAUUUUAGAACUGGUAACGUAAUCUUGUGGACUUUGUUGGUCAUUCUGGGGGGCAGAGUUUGCUAUGUAGAAAUCCCCCCUCCAGUUUCUGUAGAGAACUUUUCUUGCACACACUAUCAUGUCUUGUUUAGAAGUGAACACUUUCAACAUGCAUAUGUUGAUGGGUUAACGAAGACCGGGAUUGUUUACAUACACCAGGGAUACCAGUUUGUGGUUACUUGGUCCGUAGGGGUUUGUGGUGGAAUCUAAUGCUUCUGCCUGGCACGUAGGAGUUGCUGUUCCCGGAAGAGCAGGAAAUUCUUGUUAGAUCAAGAAGCAGCUUAAUCGUUCCUUCGCUGGUUGAUGCUGAUCCUCAGAGAGUUUUGACCCUUCGUGAUUCAGUUUCUUAGCAUUUGUAGAGCUUAUUUUCAGCUCCUAUCCAGCUUGCGGAAGCAUCCCCUUUUUUUCAGUCGUUUCUGGGAGAUCGUUGUAGAACUGCGUCCUCAUUACUCAUGUAUAUUAUCACGCUCUUUCAAUCAUUUGGGUGUUUUCUUUUUCUUGUAUCA
Messenger RNA from Physcomitrium patens, 3503 nucleotides. The record is from RefSeq and is a predicted model, not a curated record. NCBI's taxonomy places the organism in Eukaryota, Viridiplantae, Streptophyta, Bryopsida, Funariales, Funariaceae.